UAUAGUCAGGCGCUGUGGGGUGACCCCCAUGGCGCGUAUUUAAGGGUAGGGUUAAGAAAAUUCUACGCUAUUCUACACAUAUAUCGCGUCUUUCUCUUCGAAGCUUUUACUCGGAAUACCAAAUGGGAGGCACCUACAACUACACUCUAAGGCGCGUGGCUUUGUACGCCUUACUUUGGCCCAUUGCAGUCAUCCUGCUUGGCCUCACGGCGUAUCGCAUCCAUUUCACAAAAAGUCAGGGAGUAGGCUAUCAGCCCAUCAUCGUGGAACUUCUGGUUUCUUCCAUCUUCACUGUGCUCUGGGUACCAAUGCUCAUGAUAUUUGCUGAGCGCGCUUCGAGCUCUCGAGACAAUGCCAAUACAGCUCGAAGGCAUCCCAAGCACCUUCCCUUUGAGCUGUUGGGACUGGCCAUCCUGUGGCUGUUUUGGCUUGUCGGCGCCGUGUAUACAAUCAACCGAAUUCUUCCAGGCCACAACUGGUGCGCCUUUAGCGGAAAGCAGUGCAAUAUCAUGACGGCGAUUCUCGCCUUCGCUUGGAUAGGCUGGUCCUUGCUAACGCUCUUGGGUAUCCUGGCCCUGAUGCAUUCUGCUCAUGGAUUUGCGUCUGAGGAGAAUACUAGUGCCAGAGUGGAAAAGGACAGAGGGGUUGGCUUCCGAGACCACAAACACGGGGGCUGGGCAGCCAGUCCCUACCCAGCCAGCAAAUGUCUAGCCGACGGCCGUUAAUCCGUGCCAUGCGCGCUCUCAUGUAUAGUAUAACUGAUAUGUAUUUUGUGUAGCUUAUAACUUGUAAAGUAUCUUCUAUGUACACCCUCGUAAUUAACA
Molecule: messenger RNA, 824 nt
Organism: Desarmillaria tabescens
Lineage: Eukaryota; Fungi; Basidiomycota; Agaricomycetes; Agaricales; Physalacriaceae
Exons: 5
Coding region: 123-725 (200 amino acids)
Source: RefSeq, a predicted model, not a curated record